Messenger RNA from Acipenser ruthenus (sterlet), 2481 nucleotides. It is a transcript of the gene polr1d, whose product is annotated as RNA polymerase I and III subunit D. The record is from RefSeq and is a predicted model, not a curated record. The coding region runs from base 1287 to 1727 and encodes 146 amino acids. Gene Ontology annotation, biological process: DNA-templated transcription. The transcript has 7 exons. NCBI's taxonomy places the organism in Eukaryota, Metazoa, Chordata, Actinopteri, Acipenseriformes, Acipenseridae. Gene Ontology annotation, molecular function: protein dimerization activity; DNA-directed RNA polymerase activity; DNA binding. Gene Ontology annotation, cellular component: RNA polymerase III complex; RNA polymerase I complex.
CUGCGACACUCGACUGAGAGGAAACAGAAAGCAUGGCGACAGAAGAGGGAGAGAAAAAACAUGCACUGGAGGUGUCUAGGUCAGGAUUACACCACCUUGCUUGCAUUCAGUUGCAGGACUUUACAUUGACCCUGAUUGAAAUCAAUAUCUAAGGACCUGGUUGGAACAAAGUCUCGCACACCCCUGAUCUGGGUCCGUGGCAACCUUCUUAUUCUUUGUCAUCCUUUUGGCUCCAGUAAUUCCAAAACCACAGGCAUGCCAUACCAGGGUUCAUGAGCUCAUUUUGCUCUCUUCUAGUAGCUCUAUCUUUCUACCUUCUACAUAGACUUGUGUGCAACAGAGAAGACGGGCCUACUCCAGAAAGAGCGCUUGCUUGAGACCCCAUCCAAAGACAUGUGAACUCUAUUUAGGAUUCGCUACCCAGCCUCCCACAGAAGGACCCUGAUGUUUCCAUUAUGGGCAUUUGCAGGUCACUUGCAUAUUAGAAUGAGUGAAUAAUAACUUGAAAUACUCAUCGGAUAUCGGUACUAGGAAGACUAUUUAUCUGAUUCUGAUCCUAAAAGGGUGACCUUGCUUGUUAACCUGCCCCAAAUAUUUAAAUUUGUAUUGCAAUUCAAGAAACAAUGUGUGCAGACAGUUUCUCAAGUGCAUUUUUCAAUACAGCAUAUACAUCCAAACAGGGAAGCAGAAAACCUCUUCAUACAGCCAAGCAUUUACCAUGGAGUGCUGAAGUUGAUACAAUUAUAUUUAAGGCAUAUAUUAAUUCCUCCUGACAAGAAUCUCAUAUUUUCCCUUUUGAGACGGCAAUAUAAAAAUAACAUAACUGUAAAAAAGUCCAGAAAUCAGUGUUACAGAACAGGGGUCGUCAAUCUAUGACGCAUGAGAAGGUUUUGAGUGACACUCGCACAGCUAGUCCAGUUUAGGACAUGUAAAGAUCUCAAGUUAAAUAUUUUUCCUUUACUUACCACAACCGUGUUUGUUCAUUUUUAAAAUAACAGCACAGUAUGUAUUUAUUUAUUUUAUUUAAUCUAAUCUGUGCGUAUCUAGUGGAGCAAUUAUUUCUGGGUCCGCCGUCUAUGCAUAAUAUAUAUUGCGUGAGUUGGCAGUACUUGCUGUGAGUGUGAGACAAGUAAAGAAAAAGAAAGAACCUGGCGGAAGCGCUUGACAAAAUGUCUGUCUGUAAGAAAGCAAAAGUGCGUUCAUUUCACGCUAGCUGGACCGAGGAAUUUGGAUUUGUUCAGAAGAAGGAUCGUGCAAGUUUGUGCUUUCUGCUGUGAAAGUGUUGUAUGUCGCACAUCAAGUGUUCAACUUUCAAACGAAGCACAAAAAAUAAUUUCAUGACGAAGCUGACAAGACUGAAGCUGUCAAAAAAGCUGUGGCGGGAUAUGAAACGCAAAGCCGUGUUUUUCAGCGUUUUAACCGUCCAGGCAGAGGGCUCUGAUGACUCCUGUGUCACCUUCGUUUUGCACGAUGAAGAUCACACGUUGGGGAACUCGCUCCGCUACAUGAUCAUGAAGAACCCAGAAGUGGAGUUUUGUGGCUACAGCAAUACUCAUCCUUCAGAGACCAAAAUAAACUUCAGGAUUCAGACGAGAGGUGAGCUCCCCGCUGUGGAGCCCUUUCGUAAAGGGCUGAAUGAUUUAUCAGGAGUCUGCCAGCAUGUUCUCAACACCUUUGAGACAAGUAUGAAGACAUACAAAGAGCAGAAAGAGGAAGCCAUGGACUAAUUCUGGAGCUGACCAAAUGUUGAGGUUUCUAUAGCAACAGAGCUCCUUGCAGGGUGCCAACCCUGCUAGGAACAGUCCUACAAGUGAAGAAGAAAAUCAAGACAACAAAUUACAGUAAAGUUAGUUCGAAUUUAGUAAGCGAGAAACUUAAAGAAAAAAAGCCACUUUUUGAUAGUUGGUUAGAAAGAAACAACUAAAGUAACUUGGACAGUAAGUUAAAAUAACUUUAAGUUAGACAUUAAGAAGAGAUUAAGAGAUCAAGUUAGCAAGACACACACUGACAGUAGGAAUGACGCCGUUGGAGAACGAAUGAAGACAGGUAGUAAAACUGUUCGAGACAGACAGUAAGUUAAAAAUAAACAAUUGGAGACUAAAUUAAGUAAGUUAGAAUGAAACCAUUGGAGAACAAAGUUAGAAUAAACGAGUAAAGACAGAUGGAACAAAUUAAGAAUGAACCAAUAGAAUACAAGAAGAAACAGGGAAGGAACAAGAGCCAGCGGAACAGAAGGACAUUUAGUUUCAGGAAAAAAGACUGACAGUUAACAUCAAAGAUGAAAACCAUAUACUAUUAUGAGUAAAGCAACUGUGGGGGUAACAGAAAAAGAAAACAAACAGCCUGUCCACCCAAAUUCUUUUUUUUUUUUAAAAAAGGAUGAGCUUGAAUUUAUUUAUUUCCAUUUUUCAUCACCAACAAUGAUUGUUUGGCUGUUUCUGUUAAAAUGUGCUUUAUAAAUAUAAUCUGCUGGAGACAUAA